Molecule: messenger RNA, 2059 nt
Organism: Grus americana (Whooping crane)
Lineage: Eukaryota; Metazoa; Chordata; Aves; Gruiformes; Gruidae
Exons: 10
Coding region: 215-1708 (497 amino acids)
Biological process (GO): N-acylphosphatidylethanolamine metabolic process
Cellular component (GO): cytoplasm
Molecular function (GO): A2-type glycerophospholipase activity; glycerophospholipid phospholipase A1 activity
Source: RefSeq, a predicted model, not a curated record
AGGCAAAUGAAUCCUACCAGGAGCUGGUUGGAAAACUACAGGCAGAAUUGGAAAAGUAACAGCUGCAACGGCAGCUAGCUGAAAAGUCAUUAGCGGACGAGAAAAGAAUCACGGAAAACUUGAAGGGCAGCCUGCGAGAUGCUUUUGUGAGGGAAAGAGAGCUGAAGUUGCAGCUCCCUGGGGACCUUGAGAGCGAACCAGGAUUGUCUAGCUUAUGGAAAGAAGCGACCUCGUCGCGAGGGAGGUUGCCCCUCACUAUCCGUGGGAGGAGCUGGGGGCGGUGACAGAACCUGACCCUACUCCCGAGCUCCGGCCACUUAUUAGAAGUGAAGUCGUGUAUGACGGCGAGGAUGCAAACCCGCUGUUACUACUAAAGAGAAGCUCCUUGCCCAGAAGCUGCCGGUCAGACCUCCCAUUCCUGCCUCCCUCAAAGGCAGUGGCCCCUCUUUUCUCCCUGCAGCAGCCCGGUUCUGUCCCCGGCUCCGUCCCAGAGAAGACAAUGCUGAGCAGCAGCAGCAGCACGAUGUCAAGCAGCGACAGGGAUUAUAAGAAGAUCAAGUUUGUGCUGUGUGGGGACAAGGAGUUCUUUGAGGAGGUGUCAGAGAGCAAUGUGCAGCCUGGGGACAUCGUGCUCGUCCCCUGUCUCAACAAGACUGGCAUCAUCACCAACAUCUUCCAGCAUGCAGCCGUGUACUGUGGGGACGGAGAGGUCAUACACUUCCAGAGCACGACCUCUUCUGAGAACAGUCGUGUGAUCAGCAAGGAAGGCUUUGAAGCCAUGAAAAAGGAGAGGGGGGAAUGUCAGAUUCUCCGGAAAAAAGGCGGGAUUAACCUCAAUGACUUCCGUUGUAAAGUCAGGAAGGCGAUGAACAGCGAAGACUAUCAUGACCUGCCCAUAAACAACUGCAUCGAAUUCGCCCUCUACCUCCUGGACAUGGCGGAAUUCUACAUGGAACUGGUGGAAAUCCAAAAUGAAGAUGACAGCUGCAGCAGUAGGGACAUGUUGACCAGUGUUAGGGAGUAUUUGCUGUUUGGGGACAAGAAGAUCUUUGAGGAGGUGUCGGAGAGCAAUUUGCAGCCUGGAGAUAUUGUGCUUUUCCCCUUUAUCAACAUCUCUGGCGUCAACAACAUCAUCUUCCAACAUGCAGCCGUGUACUGCGGGGACGGAGAGGUCAUACAUUUCCAGAGAACGGCCUUCUUCGGGAAAAGUGGUCUGAUCAGCAAGGAAGGCUUUGAAGCCAUGAAAAAGGAGAGGGGGAAAUGCCGGAUUCUACGGAAAAAAGGCGGGAUCAACCUCAAUGACUUCCGUUGUAAAGUCAGGAAGGCGAUGAACGGUGAAGCCUACUAUGACUUGUGCAAAAACAACUGCAUCCACUUUGCCCUCUACCUCCUGGACAUGGCGGAAUUCUACAUGAAACUGGUGGAAGUCCAAAAUGAAGAUGACAGCGGCAGCUGUUGGGCCGUGAGUAUCGUCAGUGUCAUCCCUUCCGUGCAGGGUCCCCUGGAGGAGUGUGGGGUCUGGGAAGGGCUGGGUCCCUGGGAGGGCUGGCUGGGGAUUCCCCAAAGAAGACUGGUGUCUCCAGAAGGUUUGGAGUCUCUGGGAGGGCUUUGGGGUCCCCAGGAAGGCUGUGGGGUCUCCAGGAGGGCUGGGGUCUCUAGACACGACCGGUGUCUCCAGGAGAGCUGCAGGAUCCCUAAGGAGGUCUGAGACCCAAGCAGGGCUGGGAUCCCCAGGAGGGCUGUGGUGUCUCUGGGAGGGAGGGGUCCCCAGGAGGGAUGAGAUUCACAGGGGGCUGGGGUCCCUGCGAGGGCUGUUGGGUCCUGAGCCGGGGUUUGUCCUCAGGAGGGUUGGGGUGUCUUAGAGGGCUGCAGGUUCUGGGAUGGAUGGGGUCCCCAUGAGGGUUGGGGUGCCCAGAGGGGGCUGGUGUCUCUAGAAGGGCUACAAUCCCCAAAAGGGACUGGGGACCUCAGGAGGGCUGGUUUUUCUGGGAGGGUGCAGAGUCCCCAAGAGGCGUGGGGGUCCCGAAGAGGGCCGUGCUGGCAGGGCACCCAUCUGCAG